Messenger RNA from Panicum virgatum (switchgrass), 1161 nucleotides. Its product is annotated as protein app1-like. The record is from RefSeq and is a predicted model, not a curated record. The transcript is spliced from 3 exons. Lineage: Eukaryota; Viridiplantae; Streptophyta; Magnoliopsida; Poales; Poaceae. The coding region runs from base 1 to 1161 and encodes 386 amino acids.
AUGGACCCCAGCAACAUCUCAGUCACCCCCGACAACGGUGGCAACAGCUGCGACGACAACGGGGGCAGCUCGAUGCACACAUCAUCGUGCUGCCGCCACAUGUCGUCCUUGCCUACGGGCACUCAACUUGCUACUGCUGAUGGCAGAGGUUCCGGGUCGUCCUCGCCGUCAUCAUCCUCCACGAGCUCUAACCUCGAGUCCCAUCGCCUCCACCCCGAGGACAUGCCGUCGAAUCAAGUGCGGUGCCUCCUUCUAGUCUCCCCGACGCGCUCGCCGGCCGCGAUGGACGACGACGUGCUCAUCAUGGAUGACGUGCUUGUUGACAACGGACCCGGCUCCCCCUCCAGCGCCAGGCCCUCCGUCUCCUUCGUGGGCAACAAUGAUGGGCCCAGCAACAGGCUCUCCGUCUCCAUCAGCGACCUUGGCCUGGUCUCUUCCGGCUCUCAGGGUGCCAUCGGCACCGGGAGCAGUGGUGGCAGGCGCAGCGGCUCCAGUGGUCAGAUUCAUCCUAGGGAGGGAACUGUGACACAAGCCCAAAGGAACAUACAUUCUGAGGUGGGAUCCCAUAACCGCCGCCGGCAACAUCAGGGAGCCGGUCCCUCCAACAUCAACCAGGGGCAGGAGUUCUUCAACUCCUUCAACAACAACCGGGGGCAGGACUUCGUCAACCCCUUCAACAUCCAGCACGGACCGGCUUUCUCCAUUGACUUCCCAUACUACUAUGGGCAGCGGCUGCCUGUAGCCCCGCACUACACCUACGCUCCACCCAUGGUGGCCAUCCAUCCAGCAGAACUCUAUGGAGGGGUGCUCGACAUCAGAAGACACCCGCCAUCUGGGGUCAACAUUACCCACCCAGAUGGCACCCCGUUGCAGCUACCGCAGCGGCCGAGGGAAUCCAGGGUAAUCAUCGCGCCGCCGCCGGCACCGGAGCAGCCCGUGACGCAGCCACCGCAGCUGCCGGCACCGGAGCAGCCCGCGACACCGCCACAGCCGCCAGCACCGGAGCAUCCCGAGACGCCGCCGCCACCACCACAGGAGCUGUCUGCACCAACGUUCCGCUGGCCGCCGACCGCGGAGGAGGCCCCCGCCGUCGAAGCCGUGUUGUACGGCCCCAGCACCAGGAACAGGCUACCCGUGUUCAGGGAGAUCUGCCCCCGAUGA